AUGGGUACGGGAAAGAAAGAGGCCGCCCGGCGGUCGCGGCAGUCGGAUGGCAGCGACCGAAUGGGCAACGUCCGCACCAAGGGCGAGAACUUCUACCGCAGCGCAAAGCGAGUCAAGACGCUCAACAUGUUCAAGCAGGGCGCUCCUACGCGAAACGCGCGUGGAGACAUCACGCAAGCAGCGCCAUUCCAGAAGACUGAGACGCCGAAAGCUCGAAUUGAACCGCAUCGGAACUGGUUUACCAACACUCGAGUGAUCGGCCAGGAUGCGCUCUCCGCCUUUCGCACCGCAGUGGAAGAGAGGGCGAAGGAUCCGUACAGCUAUCUGCUCAAGCAGAACAAACUCCCCAUGUCACUUAUUCGAGACAACAAGGACAAGGAGAGGAAAGACGGGCUGUUGCAGCAUCAGGCAAAGAUCAGAAUCGAAGGCGAAAAGUUUGGCGACACUUUUGGUCCAAAGGCGCAGAGGAAGAGAGUUCGACUGAAUGUGGGGACUCUGGAGGACAUGGCCAGUGCAACAAUACUCGAGCACGGCAGCUACCAAGAUAAGGUGAACCAGGCCGGCUCCGCCAACGCAGGGCCUGGGGAACUCCAAGCGGACGCGGCCUCUCACUACAUCCCAGAAAGCGGAGAGCUUGCGACAGCAAGAGAGCCCAUCUUCUCCAAAGGCCAGUCGAAGCGAAUCUGGAACGAACUUUACAAGGUUAUCGACAGCUCCGACGUCGUCAUUCACGUUCUCGAUGCUCGGGAUCCCCUGGGCACCCGAUGCCGGAGUGUGGAGAAAUACAUCAAAGAGGAGGCACCACACAAGCACUUGUUGUUCCUGUUGAACAAAUGUGACCUGGUGCCUACAUCCGUGGCGGCCAAAUGGGUCAAACUCCUCUCGCGAGACUACCCCACGCUCGCUUUCCACGCCAGUCUCACCAACAGCUUCGGCAAAGGCACCCUCAUUUCCCUCUUACGACAAUUCUCUUCCCUUCACUCCUCGCGAAAGCAAAUCUCCGUCGGCUUCAUUGGCUACCCGAACACCGGCAAAUCUUCCAUCAUCAACACUUUGCGCAAAAAGAAAGUAUGCACCACCGCACCCAUACCUGGCGAGACCAAGGUCUGGCAGUACAUCACUCUGAUGAAGCGAAUCUACCUGAUCGACUGUCCGGGCAUCGUGCCACCGAGUAUGACCGACUCGGCCGAGGACAUCUUAUUGCGUGGCGUUGUGAGGGUGGAAAAUGUGGAGAACCCGGCGCAAUACGUGCCUGCUGUGCUGGAGAAGUGCCGUCGGCAUCAUCUGGAGAGGACGUACGAUGUCAAAGGCUGGGGUGCCGAUGCUGAAGCCAUCCGGUUCCUGGAAGCAUUGGCGAAGAAGGGCGGAAGAUUGUUGAAGGGAGGCGAGGCAGACAUGGAUGGAGUGGCAAAGAUGGUCCUGAACGACUUUCUCAGGGGGAAGAUCCCAUGGUUUGUGCCGCCCCCAACGACAGAGGUCGUCGCCAAAAGCGAUGGAGCGGAGGGCAGGGAUGAAAUGCUGGGCUUCACGCACAAGAAGCGGAAGAGGGAGCUGGCAGACGUCGGAGGCGGUGACGAGGAUGAGAAGCAGGAUGACGGCGAGGAUGGGGAGUCGGGGGAUGACGAGGACUUUGAGGGCUUCGAUGCGGAGGAUGGGCAAGAGGACUCGGAAGAUGAGGAGGAGGCAGAUACGAGCUCUGGCGAUGAGGCUGGCGGUGUCGCGAUCAACAAGACCGAGAAGUGA
Messenger RNA from Neohortaea acidophila, 1743 nucleotides. RefSeq names its product NUC091 domain-containing protein. Gene Ontology annotation, cellular component: nucleolus. Gene Ontology annotation, molecular function: GTP binding. The record is from RefSeq and is a predicted model, not a curated record. NCBI's taxonomy places the organism in Eukaryota, Fungi, Ascomycota, Dothideomycetes, Mycosphaerellales, Teratosphaeriaceae. The coding region runs from base 1 to 1743 and encodes 580 amino acids. The transcript has 3 exons.